This is a messenger RNA of Fonsecaea multimorphosa CBS 102226, 2355 nucleotides long. RefSeq lists its product as uncharacterized. The transcript is spliced from 2 exons. Gene Ontology annotation, cellular component: extrinsic component of mitochondrial inner membrane. Gene Ontology annotation, biological process: ubiquinone biosynthetic process. The record is from RefSeq and is a predicted model, not a curated record. Gene Ontology annotation, molecular function: kinase activity. Lineage: Eukaryota; Fungi; Ascomycota; Eurotiomycetes; Chaetothyriales; Herpotrichiellaceae. The coding region runs from base 1 to 2355 and encodes 784 amino acids.
AUGUCCGGCAGGCAUAUACUUGAUGCUCUAGCCCUACUUAGCGUAUCACGAAAUAUCGCAGCUAAACACUUCGAUAUUCGACUUGCCCAAGCUCGAGUCUAUGGUCAAUCUUCCUCUGUCGUCAAGGCCAUAAGGACCCAAGGCCUCCCAAUCCUAGCUACAUCUGUCUCGCGGUUCGCUUCCUCUUCCCAACCCCUUUCAAAAUCGUCGAAAGAGGGUAUCGAGCAAGACCACUUCUACAAAAGAACCGCCGAGGGAUCUCAAUCCCAGGACUCCUCUAGUGACGCCUUAGACAUUGAGCAAGCCCAAGCGAAGAGGGUGCCACUUCCAGAUGGGACAAUACCGUCAAAUGACAGUCCAAUUGGGGGAGAGGAGGGAGAUGGCAUAACUUUCAACCAAGUACCUACGGGGGAGACACCUCAGCAUCCAAUCGAUUCUAGAGCUACUCAAGACCUCAGUUUCCGAUCAUCGACGAAGCCAAACCUCCCCGGCGCUAGGUCAUUCGGAGCCCUGUCUCCAGACGAGGCCAGAAAGGCUCAAAGACAAUCCGAAGACCAGAUCCCUGCGAGAUCCGCCGAACCUCCGUCAACUGAAGAGAAUGCCCAGGAAUUUGGGGUGGAACAAGAGCAGGACGUCUUCUAUCAGCCACCAGGGAGCGUCAAGCCCGUUCUGUCUGCAUUACCUCGUGUCCGUGUCCCUAAGACGGAAAACGACGUGCAAGAGGGCGAUUCGCACAUCGAACCAGGUCUUAACGCGGAUGUCUACUACUCUGGCUCCAAGCGUGAGGCAGACGCGGAGGACGAGCCUUCCGAGGAACAGCUAUCCCAGCUAUUUCGCAACCCAAGGAAUGUAAGGACUUACGGGCAAAAGGCAAGAUACGCCCCUGGCGGAGUUACAGCGAGACGCUUUCAUGACAUGAGCGUCAUGCGUCAGAAAGUCUCCGAUACGGAUGCGGAAAGUAUCAAGCAACUUGGUGCUGAGAUUGCCAAAGACGUUCAGAAAAUCAAUACGCAACAACCGCAGACAGCACGACCGUAUCAGAUGCGUGAAUCAAAGGUGCCAUCAUCUAGAAUGGGCCGGAUAUUCGAAUUUGGAGGGCUUGCAGCGUCAAUGGCUUUUGGAGCUGUCAGCGAGAGUAUCAGUCGCUCAGAAGGUUCCAAUGGCUCGUUGAUGUUGAGUGCCGCAAAUAUGGAACGUCUUGUCGCCAAAUUGUCCAAAAUGCGGGGUGCGGCCCUCAAGUUAGGUCAAAUGAUGAGCUUCCAAGAUUCCAAAUUGCUUCCAAAGCCCAUUCAUGAUGUGCUGCAACGUGUUCAAGACAGUGCGGAUUACAUGCCAGCGUCGCAGAGAGACGCAGUCAUUGCUGCGGAUCUGGGUCCCAGUUGGCGUGACCAUUUAUUCCAGCAGUUCGACGAGAAGCCCAUGGCCGCCGCCUCUAUCGGCCAGGUUCACGGGGCAAUAUUGAAAGAUGGCAGGAGAGUUGCGGUCAAGGUGCAAUAUCCCGGUGUGGCCGAGUCGAUUUCUUCUGAUCUCAACAAUCUGUCUCUGCUACUCACUGCCUCCCGUCUGCUGCCCAAAGGGCUGUACCUGGAAAAAACUAUUGCCAAUGCCCGUACCGAGUUGGCAUGGGAAUGCGACUACGUUCGCGAGGCUGAAUGCGCAAAAAGGUUCCAGAAGCUCUUGGCAGAUGAACAGGCCACCUUCACAGUUCCUGAGAUCAUUGACGAAGCAUCAGGCAAACGGGUCCUGACCAUGGGGAGAAUGGAAGGUAUUCCAGUCACAAAGGUCCAAAAUUUCACACAAGAGCAGAAGGACUGGAUUGGGGCACAGAUCCUACGACUUUGUCUGCGUGAAAUCACCGAGUUCAGGUACAUGCAAACGGAUCCCAAUUGGACCAACUUCCUCUACAACUCAGAAACGAACAAGCUGGAGUUACUCGACUUUGGGGCGUCCAGAGAAUUUCCGGAAAAGUUCAUUAAACUCUACAUCAAAACCCUCAUCGCCGCCUCGCGAAAAGACCGGGAUGCUUGCAGAGAUUUUUCCAUCCAGCUAGGCUAUCUUACUGGAUAUGAAUCCAAGGCCAUGUUGAACGCCCAUAUCGAUUCGGUUAUGACACUGGCCGAACCCUUUAUGGAUUUCAGUCCGGACAUCUAUGACUUCAAAGACCAAACCAUCACUGACCGAGUUCGGGCCCUUAUUCCCGUCAUGCUGAGAGAAAGACUGGCACCUCCACCAGAAGAGACCUACAGCCUGCAUCGGAAGCUGAGCGGAGCGUUCCUUCUAUGUGCUCGACUAGGCAGCCGGGUUCGAUGCAAGGAGUUAUUCGAGCAGGCGCUCAACAAAGCUGGGAUGCAAUAA